Cetraspora pellucida is the source of this 1659-nucleotide messenger RNA. The record is from the annotation of a GenBank genome assembly. NCBI's taxonomy places the organism in Eukaryota, Fungi, Glomeromycota, Glomeromycetes, Diversisporales, Gigasporaceae.
AUGCCAUCGGCUACUGACUCGAAGAAGUCCAUUAUUGGACUUAGAAUAGGCCAAAGUUAUUCUAGUAUUGCUAUAAUUAACAAGGAUGGUAGGGCGGAUUGUAUAGCUAACGAAGAUGGUGAACGGCAAAUACCAACACUGGUUGCAUUUGCAGGUGAAGAAGAGCUUGCAGGAACUCAGGCAAAAACUCAAUUGCUAAGUAAUUCUAAAAAUACUGUUUCGCAAUUCCGUAAUUUUAUCGGAAAAAGCUUUGUAGAAUGUAAUUCUUCCAUAAUAAAAGGAACUGCUAAAUUAGUUGACAAGGAUGGCGUACCAGCAUAUUCUGUAGAAUUUAAGAAUAAAGAAUUAAUCUUCACUGUUCAAGAAAUUACUGUAAAAUAUAUCACAAGUCUUCGUGAAAGUGCCGAAAAUUUUCUGGGUCACCCUGUCGCUGGCACUGUUCUUGCCAUUCCUACUUACUUUACUGAAUCUCAGCGUUUGGCCUUGAAAGAUGCUACUGAAAAAGCUGGAUUACGUGUUUUACAAUUGAUCAAUGAACCUACAGCCGCUGCAUUGGCCUAUGAAUCGGACCAGAAGUCUGUAGAAUCUAAUAGUGUUCUACAGAAUGAUAAAAUUGUUUUAAUACUUGAUUUGGGUUCUGAUAGUCUUGAUGUUACGAUAAUGUCUAUUCGCUCAGGCAUGUUUACUAUACUGGGCACCACCCAUGAUCCUGAUGUCGGUGGUGCUUCUUUUGAUGACCUUCUUGUGAAUCAUUUUACGAACGAAUUCAAACGUAAAACGCAGAUUGACAUUUCAUUGAAUAAACGUGCCUUGGUCAAAUUGAGAAAUGCUGUCGAAAUUACAAAAAAGACUUUAUCUAGUAGUUCAACUUCUCCAUGUUCGGUAGAGUCAUUGGCUGAUGGCAUAGAUUUCCAUGGAUCAAUCAAUAGAACUAGAUUUGAGAUCAUGUCAAACAAACUUUUUACGAGGAUCUUAGAUGUUAUUUCUAUUGCUUUAAAGGAAAAUAAUUUGGAUUCUCAAUUAAUUGAUGAGGUUAUCUUAGUGGGUGGUGCUUCUCGAAUUCCAAAACUCCAAUCAAAGCUUCAGGAUACAUUUAAGAAUACAGCUGCUGUUAUUCGUCAAGAUUUUGAACCUGAUGAAGUUGUGGCCUAUGGAUGUGCAUUUCAAGGCGAUUUAAUUAGUGCUCUAGAUGAUCAAAUGAUUGCUGAUAGCAUUGACCCCUCGAUCACCCUUGUUCCUCAUCUAUUGAAACCUAUAGGUGUACUUACUUCCGAAAAAGAAUUUGUGGUCAUGAUACCAGAAAAUACUCCCCUUCCUACUCGUCGGAUUUUUCAUUUCUCAAAUAUGAUUGAUGAUCAAAAAAAUAUUUAUAUUGCAAUAUGGGAAGGUGCUCACAAUAUAGCUUCUAAGCCUUUACUACAAACUACUAAUAAUUUGGAUAAUGAUUCAAAUAUAAAUGUUUCUUUACAAGAAAAACCUCUUCCCUCCCCAGUAACAUUGUUAGCAGAAUUGGUGUUAACCGAUUUACCUGAGAAAAAAAUGAAUGAGCUCAAGGUUGAAAUUACAAUAGAAGUAGAUAUUAAUCAAAAAUGUAUCAUUUUAGCAAAAGAACUGUUAUCGAAUAAGUUGGUAGAACUAGAAAUUCAAAUUACACAGUAA